AGCCGAGUUUAAAGGGCAGAGUUGUAAAAACUCCCAGGCAGUGGGGAGUCGGAUUGCCUGACAACAGACUCCAAAAGAAAAAUCAGCAUUAAAUCAACUUAAUCAUAUCCAUGCAACCCAACUGGAAUAUUCCUGUCGACAUCUGCUAGCUAGCAACCGAAGCGGAGAGGAAAAACGGUCGUUUAAUGAGACGAUUUUCCCCAUCAUCCACCAGCACCCACUGAUCACUACUGCCUUGGAGGUUUUUGCAGCACUCGACACUAAAAACGCAGCUCUCGACUAAAACAGCUAUGCAGCUUGAAAUACAAGUAGCGCUGAACUUCAUCAUUUCCUAUCUUUACAACAAACUCCCACGGAGGCGGGUUAAUAUUUUCGGUGAGGAGCUGGAGAGGCAGUUGAAGAAGAAAUACGAAGGACAUUGGUACCCUGAUAAGCCAUAUAAAGGAUCCGGGUUUAGGUGCAUCCACGUGGGUGAAAAAGUAGAUCCGGUCGUAGAGGAAGCAGCCAAAGAAAGCGGACUGGACAUCGAGGAUGUCCGCAAUAACUUGCCUCAGGACCUCAGCGUUUGGAUCGACCCUUUCGAGGUGUCCUAUCAGAUUGGAGAAAAGGGAGCCGUUAAGGUGCUGUACGUUGACGAUAAUACUGAAAAUGGCUCCGAGUUGGAUAAAGAAAUCAGAAACAGUUUUAACCCCGAGGCUCAGGUGUUCAUGCCAAUCAGCGAGCCGGUGGGCGUGUCCUCUGAGUCCAGUUCUCCGUCGCCGCCACCGUUCGGUCAGUCGGCGUCGGUUAGUCCAUCCUUCAUGCCACCACGCUCCGCUCAGCCUUUAACCUUCACCACCGCCUCAUUCGCCGCCACCAAAUUCGGCUCCACUAAAAUGAAGAACAGCGGCCGAAAUGGUGGGAAAGUUGCACGCACAUCGCCCACCAAUCUGGGCCUGAAUGUCAACAGCCUCCUCAAGCAGAAAGCCAUUUCCAGCUCCAUGCAUUCACUCUACGGUUUCGGCCUCGGUAGUCCGCAGCCGCAGAAACCCUCAGCUUUGUCUCCCAACGCCAAGGAGUUUGUGUUCCCCAAUCUGCAGGGCUCCAGCGCGGCGUUCGCUAGCGAGAAUACGCUCAGCCCAUUACCAUACAGCAAUGCCUUUGACGUGUUCACGGCGUACGGGAGCGUCAAUGACAAGUCGCUCAUGGAGGGCUUAAACUUCAGUCUGGGCAACAUGCAGUAUUCCAACCAGCAGUUCCAGCCGGUCAUGGCUAACUGAGGAGCGAUUGUUGGCUAAAGGAAAACGUAAGGCAAAGACUCACUUGUGAUGUGGAAACCAAGACCCCGGUCGUCACCGAUAAGCGCAUGUGCCCAAGGGUGUUAUUUAAUUUGAUUUAUUUACUUUCUUCCUUCAAUCUUGGCUCCCUUGAGUUUGUACUGAAAGCUUGUGUUAUACACAAACACACACACACACUUACACGCACACAUGCACAUCCAAGCCUGGUCAACACGCGUCAAUGUUGUCUUUUCCUUUUAUGCCAAUAAUGCAAAAAACAAAAACGAAAAAAAAGAUUUUUUACUACCUUUUUGGAAGAAAAAUACUCUAAAAUAUUGGGGAAAAAAAAAAACAACUACACAGAAGUUCAAGUUCUGGCCUCUUACAGUAUUUUAAAGUGGGUAAGACUUGCUGAUUUUUAAGAAAUUGGCACUAAUGAAAUGUGUGUGUAUACAUAUGAAGAGUUCAGAUGCAGAAACCUCCAAGCGCCGUCUGAAAUAUCCAUCAAAAAUGAACGUUUUUCUCAGCCUCCUUUUGUUUAUGUUGAGAUAUUUCACUUUAAAGAUCAGGAAAAGGACUUCUCAUUGGCUAUAAAAGUGAUGUUACUGAACAUACACACAGGAGACUGAUAAAAACACUCAUUUUAGAGGACAACUUCAGACGGCAUUUAGAGGUUUUUGCAUCUAAACUCUUUAUAUAUAUAUAUAUGAAUAUCUGGGGUUACGUGGUCUUUUUUUCUAAUUGUAUAAUUUAAUUGAGUACAGAGUUUGUAAAAUAUCAGAGUAUAUAUAUUGUUUCUACAACAUGGUAUUGCAUUUAUAUCUUUUUACUACUCCAGUGAUCUGUGAUGGCUGCAGAAGCUUUACGUUAUAAUAUAUUUUGUUUUUUGUUUCCUUUUUUUAAAAGAGAAAUUCAUCUUUAAGAAUAAUAGCUCAAACUCUAAAGAUUGUGUACAGAAUAUUCCUUCGUGUUGGGAUUUCGGUGUGGGAAUAUUUGCUUUUUUGAAACAAAAAGAGUUGUAUUUUCUGUUAAGAGUCACAACAGAUUUUUGCUAUAUUAUGGACAAUGUAAUCGUAUAUAUUAAUUUUGUACCUACAUUGUGCAAUACUUGAUAAAAACAAAUUAUGGUAUAACAAAGUAUUUUGAGUCAGUGUCUUACAUGUCAAGAGGGACUGAAAUAGUUUAUAUUAAGUUUGUAUUAAAAUGCUUGAAAAUAUAUGCUUGUCUUUUAUUUUAUUUUUUAUUUGACAUUUGCACCCUGGCCUUUUUCAAUAAAAGAAAAUUUAGGCAAGAAUAAA
This is a messenger RNA of Danio aesculapii, 2554 nucleotides long. It is a transcript of the gene tob1b, whose product is annotated as transducer of ERBB2, 1b. NCBI's taxonomy places the organism in Eukaryota, Metazoa, Chordata, Actinopteri, Cypriniformes, Danionidae. Bases 291 to 1259 code for a protein of 322 amino acids. Gene Ontology annotation, molecular function: transcription corepressor activity. The record is from RefSeq and is a predicted model, not a curated record. Gene Ontology annotation, biological process: regulation of gene expression. Gene Ontology annotation, cellular component: cytoplasm; nucleus. The transcript is spliced from 2 exons.